AAUCACAAAAACAACAGAAAAGAAAAAAAACUAGAGAGAAGAGGAGGGAGUAUAUUCUCAAACAUGGGCUCCAAGAUGAUGGCAAUAGCUACAAUUUUCCUUUAUCUGUUCUCAGUAGCAGCUGCCAUGAGAACUAGAGGUUUUUCCAUGAGAGGUCCAGCCGAAAUCGAUGUGAAAAAAUUCGGAGCGAAAGCCGACGGGAGAUCCGACGAUAGUCAGAUUAUUAUGAGCGCAUGGCAAACGGCAUGCACGUCCCCAAGCCCUAGCUCGGUGGUGAUAUCCAAAGGGAGUUACAUGGCGGGCCCGCUGAAGUUCCAAGGGCCUUGCAAGGCCGACGUCAACCUAAAGGUGGAAGGCACCAUCAAAGCACCGUCGGACCUGAGCAAGCUCAAGUCGCAAGGCGCUUGGGUCUUGUUCCAGAACGUCGACGGCUUGACCCUCUCCGGGGGCGGAUCGUUCGAUGGCCAAGGCGCGGUGGCCUGGAAAGAGAACAACUGCGCUCAGACCGGCAAAUGCAACACCCUCCCCACCAAUUUGCAAUUCACCUCGGUCACCAACUCGCACGUCCAAGACAUCACCUCCCUCAACAGCAAGUUGUUCCAUGUGGAGCUCCUGAACUGCAAGAACGUGACGCUCCAGCACGUCACGAUCGAUGCGCCAGAGGACAGCCUCAACACCGAUGGGAUCCACGUAGGCCGCUCCACGGGGGUCAACAUCACCGGCGCCGACAUCAGGACCGGUGACGACUGCAUCUCGCUCGGUGACGGGAGCCAGCAGGUGCACGUUGAGGGAGUGACGUGCGGGCCGGGCCACGGGAUCAGCGUUGGGAGCCUUGGCAAGUACCAUGACGAGCAGCCCGUGGUUGGUGUGACCGUGCGGAACUGCACCCUCACCAACACAAUGAACGGGAUCCGCGUCAAGACGUGGCCGAACUCCCCGAGCGGCGUUGCCACCAACAUGCGCUUCGAGGACAUCACGGUGAAGAACGUGUCCACUCCUAUCCUCAUCGAUCAAAACUACUGUCCAUAUAACAAUUGCCAACAAAAGCUCCCUUCAAAGGUCAAGAUCUCAAAUGUGAGCUUUAGGAACAUCCGAGGAACGUCUGCAACGGCACUUGCUGUGAAGCUUGUGUGUAGCAGAGGAGUGCCUUGCCAAAAGGUGGAGCUUGCUGAUAUUAACUUGAAGUAUUAUGGGAAGAACGGGACGGCCACGUCGCACUGCGCGAACGUGAAGCCUACGAUCACCGGGAAAUUGUCCCUGCCCAUUUGUGCGGGGUCGCAAGGCUGAUCGAUCUUCAUGUUCAUUGCGGGAUUAGACGCAAAUGAUCACCGGAAUGUUUUAGAGAAGUUUGAUUGAUAAUAGGCACCCCCUUCACGCUCAUGGGCGUGAUGAGUGACUGGUGAACUCUAGCUGCAAAUAAAAAUUGUAAAAAAAGAAGAAGCUAUGUACUCCUUUAGGCUUUUGCUAGUUAUAACAGAAGGUGCUUAGUACCACCAAGAAAUUGUGAAGAGAUUUCUUGAGAAAUCAAUAAGAUGUUCAAUUUCCUACCA
Molecule: messenger RNA, 1550 nt
Organism: Syzygium oleosum
Lineage: Eukaryota; Viridiplantae; Streptophyta; Magnoliopsida; Myrtales; Myrtaceae
Product: exopolygalacturonase-like
Exons: 4
Coding region: 64-1287 (407 amino acids)
Biological process (GO): carbohydrate metabolic process
Molecular function (GO): polygalacturonase activity
Source: RefSeq, a predicted model, not a curated record